Messenger RNA from Micropterus dolomieu (smallmouth bass), 768 nucleotides. RefSeq names its product polypeptide N-acetylgalactosaminyltransferase 9 (gene galnt9). Gene Ontology annotation, cellular component: Golgi apparatus. The coding region runs from base 1 to 768 and encodes 255 amino acids. The record is from RefSeq and is a predicted model, not a curated record. NCBI's taxonomy places the organism in Eukaryota, Metazoa, Chordata, Actinopteri, Centrarchiformes, Centrarchidae. The transcript has 4 exons.
AUGGCUGUGGCACGCAAAAUCAAAACUUUGCUGACCGUCAACAUUUUAGUGUUUGUGGGAAUUAUCCUGUUCUCGGUCUACUGCAGGAUCCAGGACCGAUCCGAGGAGCUCAUCCAGCUAGGGCGUAUGUCUGACCAGAGGCUGCGAGCCAGGAAUGGCAAAGUUUCCAACUUGGUGGACAGACAGUCUAUUCUCCAGAGGCUGGAGAGGCUGGAGGAUGUGGUCUACAAUCAAUUAAACGGUUUGGCAAAGCCUAUGGGGCUAGUUGAGGGGCCAGGAGGCCUUGGCCAGGGGGGAGCUGCUGCCACUCUGGGAGAGGACAGUCAUGACGCCGAGGGGAAAUAUGAGGAGUAUGGCUACAACGCUCAGCUCAGUGACCGCAUUUCCCUCGACAGAAGUAUCCCCGACUACAGGCCUAAAAAGUGUAAACUGUUGACAUAUGCGGAGGACCUUCCUCAGAUCUCUGUGGUCUUCAUCUUCGUGAAUGAGGCACUUUCAGUGAUCCUGCGCUCCGUCCACAGUGUGGUCAACCACACACCGGCACACUUGCUCAAGGAGAUCAUCCUGGUGGAUGACAACAGUGACAGCGUGGAGCUGAAAUUCAACUUGGACCAAUAUGUGAACAAACGCUACCCAGGCCUGGUAAAGAUUGUGAGGAACAGCAAGCGGGAAGGCCUGAUCAGAGCCAGAAUACACGGCUGGAACGCGGCCACGGCUCCUGUCGUCGGCUUCUUUGAUGCUCACGUCGAGUUCAACACUGGCUGGUAA